Molecule: messenger RNA, 2105 nt
Organism: Eleginops maclovinus (Patagonian blennie)
Lineage: Eukaryota; Metazoa; Chordata; Actinopteri; Perciformes; Eleginopidae
Product: tetratricopeptide repeat protein 9A
Exons: 3
Coding region: 153-842 (229 amino acids)
Molecular function (GO): protein binding
Source: RefSeq, a predicted model, not a curated record
GAGCAGCCGCCGCGCGCAGGGUUUACGCGCAGAGGAGACGUAAAGCUGCGACACGACCGAGAGGAUGCAGUGGAUUUAAAACCUUAACCAUCCCUGCUAAUUUACAGCCGGACGAAAGAGGAGAUAUCCUAAAGAGAAAUACCGAGGACAAGAUGAGUGUGAUGAAGGCCGGACACACGGACGGUGGAUCCCCGAGGCAGUGCGCUCAGCCUCCAAGCCGGAGCAAAGAUGCCCGGAUCCAGCAGCAGCAGCAGCAGCAGCAGCUCCAGAGGCACCAUGGAGGCUCCAUGCUCAAACAGCCAUCCCUCAAUGAACCGGGGGACGUGGUGAGGCGGGCGCUGGACUUCAAGAGCCAGGGAACCCAGUGCUACAAGGAUAAGAAGUACCGGGAGGCGAUCGGGAAGUACCACCGCGCUCUGCUGGAGAUCAAGGGGCUCUGCAGGGUGCUGGGAGACCCGGAGACCAAGACCCUGUCCCCCCUGCUGCCCACCCUCAGCAAGCCCAGCUCCCUGACGGAUGAGCAGAAGGGGGCCAUGGAGAACGCGGAGCUGGAGUGCUACAACAGCCUGGCUGCCUGCCUGCUGCAGAUGGAGCUGGUGAACUACGAGCGGGUGAAGGAGUAUUGUCUGAAAGUGCUUUACAAGGAGGGGAAGAACUUCAAAGCUCUGUACCGCUCCGGAGUGGCCUACUACCACCUGGGAGACUUCCAGAAGGCCCUGUACUACCUGAAGGAGUCGCACAAACAGGAGCCCUCAGACACCAAUGCCAUCCGCUACAUCCAGCUGACAGAGAUGAAGAUCCGCAGGAAUGCCCAGAGGGAAAAGAAAGAGGCGCUGGCUUGAGGACAAACAAAACAAACUGCACCCAGACCUUACACACCUCCAGUGUCUCGGUGUGAAAACAUAUUCGUUGGCUUUUGCCUUGCACAGCAUCCGGUGGUCAGUUUUGUGAUUGAAUGUCAUCGUUGUGUGCUUGAAGCGUCUUUCUUUCUUUUAUCGUUCAAGAUCCUACGGUGGCCGACAGGUGCUAACGCGCGAUAACGACCCAAAGACAUUUCCCUCGGGAGAAACGUGCUGCAGCUUCAGAAAGGAUGCAGAUAUAGAAACUCAUGCAGAAACAUCUCCAGCAACUCUUCAGCACAUGCAGCAUUUAGAAAACAUUCAGCAGCUUGAGGAAACAUGAGCAGCGUUUACUGAAAGCUGCAGAAACCAAACGCUGCAAGACGCUAGCUAACGUAGCUAACCGCGUUAUUUCAGAUAUACUGACAAACUCUUCCAGUUCUGAGACAGACUGUCUGCCAACAGAGACAGUUGUCCAGCUUUAUAAUCCUAAACACCACCAAGCGCUCGGGUCCCAGCUGUCCCCUGGUCUCCGUUUCUGUUUCCUCAAGCUGAUGAAUGUUCUCUAAUGCUGCAUGUGUUGAAGAGUUGCUGCAGAUGUUUCUGCAGGAGUUUUUACCUGUGCAUUGUUUCUGAGACUGCACCCGUUUCUCCUAACAGAAAUGUUUCGGGGCCCUGUAGCGCGUUUCCACUUGUCAGCCACCGUAAGAUUCUGUCUCCGAACCGCCAAACUUUUCUCUAGUCUGAAAUAUUUUUUAAGAAACUGAUGCACUGCCAGUCCAAACAUUGCACAUACAGGCCAACACUUGUGAUAGAGGCAGGAGGAGUCCAGCAGCGAGGGUCACUGCACGUUAGCCCGCGCACAAGAUGUCCAGACGAGAAACAUCCACCUACAACACCAUGCUUUUAUUUUGAAAGAUUUGUACUCUUGAUUAGAUCUGAAGUAAAGGAGCUGGGUUCGUGUAGGCAAGGACAUCAAUGAGUGCUAAAUGCAGAAUAGAGACAUAUCACAAAAUGUACAUAGGCUACUUUAUAUAAAUCAUGAAAAUAAUAUAACUACUUAGUGUUUAUUGAUGCCAAAACAAAGCAAUUCACUCACAGCAUUUACUGUGUCAACAAGUACUGUGUGUUUACUGUAAAGGUGUGUGUGUGUGUAAUAAAUGUGUCUGUUGAUUGAAGUCGUUGUGAUGCUGAAGUGGAUUUAAGGUCAAAUAGAUCCGUGGAGAAAUGCUGAUGAUGUUUAAAUAAAUGAGUGAAUUGAAAUGA